AUGGAGGAUCGGAGCCGGAAGAUUGGGGUAAUGCAGUGUUUGUUGCUGCUGUUCAUCGGUUGCUUCGUCUCGCAGCUACACGCCUCCGAUGAUGUGAUAUUCCAAGAGUCGUUCGAUGAGGAUUUCGAGGGGAGGUGGAUUGUGUCCGACAAGCAGGAUUACUCAGGUGUCUGGAAGCAUGAAAAGAGUGAGGGACAUGACGAUUAUGGCCUUCUUGUGAGUGAGAAAGCCAGAAAAUACGCCAUUGUGAAGGAGCUUGACCAACCUGUUGACCUCAAGGAUGGGACCAUCGUCCUACAGUACGAGGUCCGCCUACAGAAUGGCCUUGAGUGUGGUGGUGCAUACAUCAAGUACCUCCGCCCACAGGAAGCAGGUUGGAUCCCCAAGGAAUUCGACAAUGAGUCCCCCUACACGAUCAUGUUUGGCCCGGACAAGUGCGGAGCCACGAACAAGGUCCACUUUAUCCUGAAGCACCAAAACCCCAAGACUGGCAAGUUCAUUGAGCACCAUCUCAAGUUCCCGCCCUCCGUGCCCUCAGACAAGUUGACCCAUGUCUAUACGGCCGUCCUAAAGCCAGACAAUGAGCUCCGCAUAUUGAUCGACGGUGAGGAAAGAAAGAAAGCUAAUUUCCUCUCAGGUGAAGAUUUUGAGCCCCCGCUCAUUCCCUCUAAGACCAUCCCCGACCCGGAUGACAAGAAGCCUGAGGAUUGGGACGAGCGGGCCAAGAUCCCCGAUUCUGAAGCCACCAAGCCCGAUGACUGGGAUGAGGAUGCCCCAAUGGAGAUUGAAGAUGAAGAAGCCGAGAAGCCCGAGGGCUGGCUGGAUGAUGAGCCCGAGGAGGUGGAUGAUCCCGAGGCAGCAAAGCCGGAGGACUGGGAUGAUGAGGAGGAUGGUGAGUGGGAGUCCCCGAAAAUUGAUAACCCAAAGUGUGCCGAUGCUCCUGGGUGUGGAGAGUGGAAGAGGCCCAUGAAGAGGAACCCUGCUUACAAGGGAAAGUGGCAUGCUCCCCUUAUCGAUAACCCUAACUACAAGGGCAUCUGGAAGCCAAGAGACAUCGACAACCCUGAGUACUUUGAACUCGAGAGGCCAAACUUUGAACCAAUUGCGGCUAUUGGCAUUGAGAUUUGGACAAUGCAGGACGGUCUAUUGUUUGACAAUAUCUUGAUUGCAUCCAGCGAGAAGGCUGCAGAGUCUUUGCGUGUGAAUGCUUGGAAACCCAAGUUUGAGGUGGAGAAGGAGAAGCAAAAGGAAGAAGAGGCUGUGGAUUCUGAUGAGCUCAAGGGUGUCCAGAAAUUGGUAUUCGACUACCUCUACAAGGUUGCAGACCUCCCCUUCUUGGGCGAGCACAAAAUCAAAGUCUUGGACCUGCUCGAAAAGGCUGAGAAACAACCAAACCUCACCAUUGGAGUCAUUGUCUCGAUUGUUGUCAUCAUCAUCUCAGUCUUGUUCAAGCUCAUCUUUGGUGGGAAGAAGCCUGCUGCUAAGGUAAGUGCAGACACCAACAAGAAGACAGAUGUUGCUGAGAGCUCAAAGAAGGAGGGAAGCUCAGAGGAGAAGGACGAGCAAAAUGAAAAUGACAAUGCACCGAAGAGAAGAAACGUAAGGCGUGACAAUUAA
Messenger RNA from Striga hermonthica, 1617 nucleotides. The record is from the annotation of a GenBank genome assembly. NCBI's taxonomy places the organism in Eukaryota, Viridiplantae, Streptophyta, Magnoliopsida, Lamiales, Orobanchaceae.